CCUCGUAUUAUUAAGAACCAACAUUAAGUUCAACAUUCGUUUGAUCAUUAAUUGUUUCGAAGAAAAAGUUCAUGUUUAAAAAGAAAAAAACAAAAAAAAAUUAAAACAGAGCAAAAUUCUUUGAACCAUCAAGGCAAUUGACGAACAAAAGCAUUAAGGAGCGAGUAAGUUAGUUGACUACUUCAAAAUAAAGUGUGUUUUGAUUUUUGCAAAUAUAUUCCAAAUUAAAGAUGCCCAAAUAAGAAGAUUAUAUAGGGUAUACAUCUAUCUCUUCUUUAAAGCAAUGAAACAUCUCUUGAAAUCAAAGUCUCAACUACUACAAAAACCCUUCCUUAUAUCUUUUGUCUACAUUGAGUAAGCUGCAAGCGAAUCCUUGUUGAUCUUCUCUCUUUCUCUCUCUUGCUUCCAUGGAAAAACGCCAAAACGGGUUGUUGCCAGUACUCUGUGUUGUCUUCUCCCUUGGCCUAUGUUCCGCAGCUUCAUGCGUAGCCGCCGAAUUAAAGAUAGCCAAGGUAAAGGACCUCAAGUUGAACGGAAAGCAAUGUUAUUUGCCUGAGACUCAUUCAUUUCGGUUGGGAAUUGCUGCUUUAAUUUGCCUAUGCGUUGCUCAAAUCAUUGGCAAUCUUGUAGUGGUGCUGCUUUGCUUCUUAUUCCAUGCCAAAACUCCCAUGGUUUCAACUUUUCUUCUGAUUAUUUCUUGGAUAAGCUUUGGAAUCAGUGUGAUAUUGUUGGGUAGUGCCACCAGUAUGAGUGGGCGGCAGCCAUACGGAAAAGGGUGGUUGGAGGGUGAGUGUUACCUUGUCAAAGAUGGUGUCUUUACUGGAUCUGCAAUCCUCGUGUUGCUCACAAUGGCCUCCACGCUUGCCUCGGCCAUUACUACUAUUACCACUACCACUAUUUCUCAAGUUAACCAACAACACCAAUUAGAUCCAAAGUUCUAGAGUACAUAGAAAAUUUGGGCAUGACAUGCUAUUGAUUCCAUUAUUAUUAUGUACAUGUUAUAACAGAUGAGUCUGUGCGGUUUGAAAAGGAAUUAGCUAUGAGAGUGAAAACCCAGAGGAUUAACUCAACUUAACAGACUCAAGUCAGGCUAAGGCAACUUGGCCUAUAAAGGCAAAAGCUUCAACUUCAAUUUUAAAACUCGGGUGGCGAAUCAAGUUUCUUCCAAAUGGAAAAUAUAAAGUUGUACACUUCUACUUUACAAUUCUUUCUUCUUUUAAAUAUUGUCUGAUACAUUGUCAUGGAACCUUACUCCACUUGUACACAAAGAUUUAUAUUAUAUAAAUUAUAACACUAGGAAAGGAACUGCUACCUUA
This is a messenger RNA of Cannabis sativa, 1316 nucleotides long. RefSeq names its product protein MODIFYING WALL LIGNIN-1. The transcript is spliced from 3 exons. The record is from RefSeq and is a predicted model, not a curated record. The coding region runs from base 408 to 941 and encodes 177 amino acids. Lineage: Eukaryota; Viridiplantae; Streptophyta; Magnoliopsida; Rosales; Cannabaceae.